Molecule: messenger RNA, 1255 nt
Organism: Chinchilla lanigera (long-tailed chinchilla)
Lineage: Eukaryota; Metazoa; Chordata; Mammalia; Rodentia; Chinchillidae
Gene: Susd3
Product: sushi domain containing 3
Exons: 5
Coding region: 39-839 (266 amino acids)
Cellular component (GO): plasma membrane
Source: RefSeq, a predicted model, not a curated record
CCCCGUCCCCGGCGGCCGGGCUUUCUGCCGAGCGCAGGAUGAGCGGGGCGUCUGCGACCCUCGGCCGCGGAGCGAGGCCUCGGGGCCGGGCCGGGACCACCACGCCCGCCCCGGGGAACCGCACAGGCACCUGCACUCAACUGCAGCCGCCCCCUCGAGGCACCCUCCAAGUCCUCCGUGGCGAUGGCACUGCUGUGGGGACCGUGCUCGUGUUCCACUGCCCCUCCGGCCACCAGAUGGUGGGGUCUGGCCUGCUCACCUGUGCCUGGAGGGGGAUCAUUGCUGACUGGUCUUCAGGGAUCCCUGUGUGCAAGGCCGUGCCGCCCCACGAGACCUUUGGCUUCAAGGUGGCAGUGAUCGCCUCCAUCGUGAGCUGCGCCAUCAUCCUGCUCAUGUCGAUGGCCUUCCUCACCUGCUGCCUCCUCAAGUGUGUGAAGAGAAGUGAGCAGCGGCGCUCCAGCAGGACAGCCCAGAUGUGGUACCAGCUGAGAGGUGAGGAUCUGGAGACAGUGCAGGCCGCGUACCUGGGCCUCAAAGGGAACUACAACAACAGCAGCAGUGGCGGCGGUGGCAAGCCUGGAGGCCAGCCCAGCCAGGCACAUGACAACCACAGCUUCACUAUAGACCUCAAUGAAGGCAUCCGGGAGCUGGCUGGCACAACCCCUGGCAUGGACAAAGACCCCUGGAUUCCGGAGCCCGGCACCCUCAGUCCCUGUGGCUCUUCCAGCGCCCCAUGUGCCCGCAUGGUUGUCCACACAGCGAAGCCAGGAAAGACCCUGCCUACCUCCGUGCCCACCAAAAGGAUGACCACUCGGCCUGCAGCAAACCUGCCAGGGUGACUGCCAGCCAGUCACCUGCAGCUCCACACAUGUCUACCCUGGCCCAUGAAAUCAGCCUCCAGAUGGAGGAAGCCUGAGGGCCCUGCAGGGAGCACUGCAUCCAGAAAGAGCCAGGCUGUGGGAACUACACAGCAGUGACUCACUUGAGCCAGCUGCUAAGGUUAAGCGCCAUGGCAGCCUCCCUCCAGCCAGGGUUCCUCUAAAGAGACUGGGAGACUUUUCAGCAGCUCUAGUUUUGCACAGUAGAAUAAGGAAAGAGCAAUAAAUUUCCUUUCAGCAACUUCAACUGACCCCCUCAGUAUCCCCCUGGGAGGACAUGCUGUUUUGAAGCAGGGACCUGCCCAGAGCUCUGUAUCUGGCAUCUGUGCAAGUGCAAGUGAGUGAAAUACAGCAGUUCUUUCUCCUAUUGAAAGAUA